GGUCCCGAAGGCUCCGUACGGCAGCAUGGGCGCGCGGAGGGGGCGUGACUCGCUCCCUACCACAGCCUUUGCGCUCACCGUUGCGUUGGGCUACGGGGCUGGGAGGCAGCGCCACCUUCCUUCCCCUCCUCGCCCAGGGGGACGACGCCCUGUUGCUGCCGCUGCGUUUUAACGACUUCCGCAACACUCCGGACUCUGUGCUUUUCCCCUGCGUGAGCUGCGUUGGAAUUCGUGGCAGACCAGAAAGCUGGGCUCACGAAGGCAAUGGGACCUUAAAAUUUUUUUUCUUAAGCGGAGUGAAUCGUGGCUAUUAGGGUGCCCUACGUGGCGGUUGUUUUCCAGCAGUUGCCUCCCAUGUAUCUGAAUAAAAACAAUUAACGGAUAAAAGUUACCACCACUGUUGUUUAAUAGGGGGUAAAUUGCAUAUUGCAAGCUCGAAAGCGGAGUAAUAUUUAAGUACUUUUUUUUUUCUUAAUUAGAAAACUUUUUGAAAACCUGUGUUUAAGUUAGUGAUUAUCUUAUAAGAGAUAUGUAAAGGGACUUUUCUUAACUGCAACAAAAUAUACCUUAUUUACCGGUUGAUGAAUCUUCGUACUGUUUAGAUUUUCUCUUAUUUGAAAAAUGUGAAGGUACAGUUCCAUUCAUUAGAGUAGUUUAGAUUGCGUACUGUUUCAACUUUCUUGGUAAACUCCGAAGCUAGAACGGCGGAUGCACUGUGUUACGAGAGAGAAGAGGUUUUUAAAAUCUACACCAAGUGGCCGCAGUUUGGAGCAUCAGGAAAGGGUUAAAGGGUUCCUGAGUUAUGUCGCCAAUUUGGGAAGCUACCUGAAAGGUGGUGUUAGGACUUUGUUACACGGAGGUGUGAAUGGGGAAAGGGCAUUGUUGAGAUAAAGCUUCGUCAGAACACAGAACAUAUUUACUUUCGCUGGAGUAUAUUGGUAGAGGAGGAGUAGAAAUUUGGCUAGAAAAGGUACGUGGUGAAAGUAGCAAGUGAUGGAACGCCUGAGCUGGGCUUCAAAUUAAUUGAACAGUCCUGGCUCCAACCGUUGGAAAAGUUUCAAAGUUCACAACUAAUGACAAUGACUAGUGUGUUUAGUUUUAUAUUACUAGAAAAAUACCAAGAAUGUUGCUGCUUUUUGAAUGACUCCUGUCUCCUCAGCUACUCCUUUAUUCUAUCCUAAAUACAAACACCAAAUAAACUUGAUCAGAACUAUUGUUUCUCAUAGUGAACAAAAUUUUAUUUACCCUGUUUGAAAAUUACAGGGAUAAUUUAGAAAGCCAUGUUGAAAAAUAGGUUGCAAAAGUAAUUCCUAAAAACACAAUGGCCUUCAUAUGGCCUUAUGCAACCCUUCUCCUUUCCCUUGGUGAAAAUUUCUCAUGAAAAAAAUCUUAUUACUCAUCACUAAGCCAAGCUUUAAAACUCAUGUUUUGAUUAUUAUAUGAAUGUCCUAGAUACAGAAGUUCCAGAAAAUGCACACAACACUUGUUUCCUAGGAUUUUACAAUACAAAAGUCUCCAUUUUCCUAAACUUGCAGCAGGUUAAGAGCAGUGAAGCUCCCUGAGAGAUCUCAUGUUUAUACAAAGAGCCAUGACUAGAAAACUUUAAGAAUCCACAUUGCAGAAAAGACUACAAGGAAGUUGCUAAUGCAGUCUAGUUGUUGAGGUAUUAAGGGUAAACAUAAACUGUAGAAGUAGUUGCUUUAUAUCUUGACAGCUGAGAAAGACAUAGAAGAGCUGUGAAGAAGAUAGAAUUGUAUGCUGCACAGUAGAGCAGCAGCAGAUGUUCCAGUAUAGCAACAAUGGAUGUUCAAGAUUAAAUUAGACUCAAGUACAUAAGUAAGACAGGAUUUAGCUCUCUGUGGCAUAUUCGGCUGGCUGUAUAACCUGGUUGCUCUAAUCAAACCGCUAAGUCCUUGACAUUACUAACAUCUUCCUGCAUAUCUGGUACCAAUUCAGCUGUGGCAUGGAGAAUAUAAGUAUACUUUGAGAAUUAUUUCUACAAUUCGAAGGUCAGUUAAGAAAGGUCAUUAUAAACUGCAGAAAUCUAAAAAGUAUUUACAAGUGUUAUGAAUUUUUUGCCAUUUUGUAAUUUAUUACUAGGGAGAUUGCAGACUACAUUUACUAAAGGUGUUAAAGGUCAACCUCCAGGAGUCUUUGGGCUCAUGACGGAAAGAACACAAGAGGGAGUGGGAGUCUUUUGGGGUGCAAAAAGUGUUCUUUAUCUUAAUCUUAAUCUGAAUGAUGGUAAUACAAAUUUACAUAUAUAAAUUAAGCUAAAUAUUUCAGAUUUAUGUACUUUGUGUAAGUAGUACUAUGAUACAGCGAUUAAACGAACCAAAAAAUCCCAUUGUCAACCUACUUGCUUUAACUUCCAUCUUAUAAUACAGCUGUCCAUAUGUCACUGGAAAUCAGUAUGUUCCCAUUGAUAGGUUUUGAUGAAUCAAGAAAUUAGAGCAUUUCAGAAAUGUACAUAAUCAAAUAUUUUAAACAUGUGACAUAAAGUUAAUGUUUGGUAUGCUUUAUUCCCUAGUAUAGGAGCUGUGACUAAUGAGAAUCAAAGACCAUGGAUGAAGAUGAAAUCGAAUUGCAGCCCCAAGAACCAAACUCAUUUUUUGAUGGAAUAGGAACUGAUGCUACACACAUGGAUGGUGAUCAAAUUGUUGUGGAAGUUCAAGAAACUGUUUUUGUUUCAGAUGUUGUGGAUUCAGAUAUAACUGUACAUAACUUUGUUCCUGAUGACCCAGACUCAGUUGUAAUUCAAGAUGUUAUUGAGGAUGUUGUAAUUGAGGAUGUUCAGUGCUCAGAUAUCUUAGAAGAACCAGAUAUAUCUGAAAAUGUCAUCAUUCCUGAGCAAGUGCUUUAUUCAGAUGUAACCGAAGAAGUUUCUUUAGCACAUUGCACAGUCCCAGAUGAUGUUUUAGCUUCCGACAUUACUUCAGCCUCAAUGUCUAUGCCAGAACACGUCUUGACAAGUGAAUCUAUACAUGUGUCUGACAUUGGACAUAUUGAACACGUUGUUCAUGAUAGUGUAGUAGAAGCAGAAAUCGUGACUGAUCCUCUGACAACUGAUGUAGUUUCAGAAGAAGUAUUGGUAGCAGAUUGUGCCUCUGAAGCAGUCAUAGAUGCCAACGGGAUCCCUGUGGACCAGCACGAUGGUGAUAAAAGCAACUGUGAGGACUACCUAAUGAUAUCCUUGGAUGAUGCUGGCAAAAUAGAACAGAAUGGUUCCUCUGGAGUGACCAUGGACACAGAAUCAGAAAUCAGUUCUUUGAAAGUAGAUGGCACUUGUCCUGAAGUCAUUAAAGUUUACAUUUUUAAAGCUGACCCUGGAGAGGAUGACUUGGGUGGCACUGUAGACAUUGUGGAGAGUGAAUCGGAGAAUGAUCGUGGGGAACUGCUUGACCAGAAUAGCAGUAUUCGUGUGCCGAGGGAAAAGAUGGUUUAUAUGACUGUCAAUGACUCUAAGCAAGAAGAAGAUGAUUUAAAUGUUGCAGAAAUCUCUGAUGAAGUUUAUAUGGAAGUGAUUGUAGGAGAGGAAGAUGCUGCUGUUGCAGCCGCUGCUGCUGCCGCAGCUGUGCAUGAACAACAAAUUGGUGACAAUGAAAUAAAAACGUUCAUGCCAAUAGCGUGGGCAGCAGCUUAUGGUAAUAAUUCUGAUGGAAUUGAAAACCGGAAUGGCACUGCAAGUGCCCUCUUGCACAUAGAUGAGUCUGCUGGACUCGGCAGGCUGGCUAAACAAAAACCAAAGAAAAGGAGAAGACCUGAUUCCAGGCAGUACCAAACAGCAAUAAUAAUUGGCCCUGAUGGACACCCCUUAACUGUCUAUCCUUGUAUGAUUUGUGGAAAAAAAUUUAAGUCCAGAGGUUUUUUGAAAAGACACAUGAAAAAUCAUCCUGAACACCUUGCCAAGAAGAAAUACUGCUGUACUGACUGUGAUUACACUACUAACAAGAAGAUAAGUUUACACAACCACCUAGAGAGCCACAAACUGACCAGCAAGACAGAGAAGGCCAUUGAAUGCGAUGAAUGUGGGAAGCAUUUCUCUCACACUGGGGCUUUGUUUACUCACAAAAUGGUGCAUAAGGAAAAAGGAGCCAACAAAGUGCACAAGUGUAAAUUUUGUGAAUAUGAAACAGCUGAACAAGGGUUAUUGAAUCGCCACCUUUUGGCAGUCCACAGCAAGAAUUUUCCUCAUAUUUGCGUGGAGUGCGGUAAAGGUUUCCGUCACCCAUCAGAGCUCAAAAAGCACAUGAGAAUCCAUACUGGGGAGAAGCCAUAUCAAUGCCAGUACUGUGAAUAUAGGUCUGCAGACUCUUCUAACUUGAAAACGCAUGUAAAAACUAAGCAUAGUAAAGAGACACCAUUCAAGUGUGACAUUUGUCUCCUGACUUUCUCAGAUACCAAAGAGGUGCAGCAACAUGCUCUUAUUCACCAAGAAAGCAAAACACACCAGUGUUUGCACUGCGAUCACAAGAGUUCAAACUCAAGUGAUUUGAAACGACACAUAAUUUCAGUUCACACGAAGGACUACCCUCAUAAGUGUGACAUGUGUGAUAAAGGCUUUCACAGGCCUUCAGAACUCAAGAAACACGUGGCUGCCCACAAGGGUAAAAAAAUGCACCAGUGUAGGCAUUGUGACUUUAAGAUUGCAGAUCCAUUUGUUCUAAGUCGCCAUAUUCUCUCAAUUCACACAAAAGAUCUUCCAUUUAGGUGUAAGAGAUGCAGAAAGGGAUUUAGGCAACAGAGUGAGCUUAAAAAGCAUAUGAAGACACAUGGUGGCAGGAAAGUGUAUCAGUGUGAGUACUGUGUAUAUAGCACUACAGAUGCCUCAGGCUUUAAACGACAUGUUAUUUCCAUUCAUACGAAAGAUUACCCUCACCGUUGUGAGUAUUGCAAGAAAGGGUUUCGAAGACCUUCAGAAAAGAACCAGCACAUAAUGCGGCAUCAUAAAGAAGUGGGCUUGCCCUAACGAUACUUGUAUAGAUGUUUGUGGAGAUGCUGGCCUCGAAGCAGAAAAACUCACUUAAAAGCCAGUCAGUCUCCACAUACAGAACUAUACACUGAUUUAUGGUGUGUACAAAUAGUAUAUUGCUUCUAGUUGACUUUUUUUUUACAUUUAAUUCCAUAGGGUGUUCUGUAUCCUAUUUAGUUUGUUUAAUGAGAGAAAAGUAGCAACAAUCAAGUUGCUUUUAUUUAAAUAACCCCUGAUUCUGUUUUUAAGUCUUAGAAUUUUUAUUUAUUUAUUUACUUUAUUCUCUUCGAUGGUACUCUUCUAAGACUCCUUAAAGGUGAGAAUGCAUAAGAUUGGUAACUCUAAAAAUAAGUCAUUUUUAUAUUUUCCCCAUGAAUUUUUUAUAUUAAAUAGAAACAUCUGCUAAUAUGAAUGGGAGAUACUACUGUCAAGUCUAAGAUGAAAGUUAUUUCCUUGUCUUAGUGUUUUCGUAUCACAUGACAAUGAAACUCCCCUUAUGAGAAUUUUGGUAGGUUUGUACUUAAUUUUUAUUUGGUUGAGGACAAAGUAUGGUUUCUUUGACUUCUUUUGUAGUGUUUACAUCUUGUCAGUACAACACACUUUUAGAAAGUCUUACUAAAAAGUUUUGAUUAUUCCUGUUUUAGAAUGGUGGCAUUCUAUAAAUGAAACUGUGAACUGAGUUUUGAGAUAAGUUGUGGUUCAUAGGACUUUUGCAGUGUAUGUGUAAAAAUUUUAUAUGUGCUUCUGUGUUGCUUAUUUUACAUAUGUAUACACAAUUCCAAAUUUAAGUCUAGUGAAUAGUAUUAAACAUAAAGUAAACUGAUCCAGCGUUGUACGAAAGAGCAUUUUGCAAACUUGCUACUAUUCAGAGAGAUUAAAAUUCAGCUGAAUCAUAACUAGGGAAAUAAUGACACUAAUAUUUGUAAAGACUGAACUUAUUUUUCUUUUAACUAUCUUUGGUAAUUGGAAAACAGAGUUAAGGAAUUUCUAAAUAGAAUGUAUUCUUAAAAUUUCAGCUUCAUAACUUGAUUUUUGAAAGGCUAAUGACUCUCCAAACAAAUCUCUUGGUUCUCACUCAGAAGCCUAUAAAAGAAAUGUCUUUUCAUUAAGUAAAGAGAACUUAGGGAGCAAUGGCUUCAUAUACCAGAGAAUGUGUACUAAUUAUACUUGGCUAGUUCAGCCUUCCUUUUUUUUUGUAAACAGCAGAGUUCCAAAGACUUAACAUUCAGUGAUAAACAUGUAACAUACAUAAUGAAAUGUUAGGCUUUAUUUGGAAUUGCCAAAUCUUUCACAGUUUUGUUUUUUGAGUUGACAUCGAAAGGGUCAGUGAGUCAUAAACGUAGAUAUAAAAUUAAUUCAAAUAGUUAAUUAGAAUUUGAUUUUAUGAAUAUAUGUUUUCAAAAACAGAUUUUUUAGGUAACUUAAAUUGGCUGUGGCACAUAAUAGGAGAUUAGAAAUUUUUAUUCCUACUCAUAGCUACCAUGCAAAUUCAUUAUGGUGCUUCCUUCUACUCUUGCUGAAA
Messenger RNA from Miniopterus natalensis, 6494 nucleotides. The record is from RefSeq and is a predicted model, not a curated record. NCBI's taxonomy places the organism in Eukaryota, Metazoa, Chordata, Mammalia, Chiroptera, Miniopteridae.